AUGUCGCGCUUAUUGAAGCUUGUUUUAUUACUGGCUAUUACAGUACCCAUCAUAGAUGGUCAGUACUUCGGUAAUGUUAACAACACGAACACUUAUUUUCCACGUGAUAUCUACACAGACGGAAUUAUGAAGUUUGCCACAUCCAUUUCGUCCGGAAUGAACAUCACAAAUCAAGUAAAGGCUGCGUUCAAACUUCUAAAUGCAACUUCCAACAUUAUUGAUCGGAUUGGUUUCAAUGCCACUUUUCGAUUCCUUGAACUUGCACAAUCUAAAAAUAUAUCGUUUCUUGGAGUGGAUAAUGAGAAUUUAGACAUGAUUUACAAUGUUCUGAAAUUCCUUCAAUUUCUCUCCACUAUUGAAGAUACUUCAUCAACACCACCUGACUUCGAAGACAUUAUAACAGGUAUGGGAGCAGGAUUUACAGACGUAACUCUUCCGAUACUUGAAAAUGUUCUUAACAAUUUGACAUUGACUGCCGGUGAAAAUUUUACGGUAAUGUUAGCCCAAGUCCUUGGCAGUGGUUCCCAAGAUCUUCAUGGACCCAGAGACCUACAGACAUUUCUUGAACAAGCCAACUUGACUGCCAUGAAUUUUGAUCCCAUGGCUAUGCUGACAGGUAUGGGUGUCUCUCCUCUCUGUCUUCAGGAUCUAGGACUGAUGAUGACUGCACUUACCCAAGGUUCAAUGGAAGCUAUCCAAAUGUUAGACAGUAUGGGGAAGAUUCGAGCAGGUAUUCUUGAAGGAAAUGCGUAUUUCCCGGGAAUGUAUGACCAAUGCCUAAACAUUCAACCUUCGGAGUUUUCCACGCGAUACUGUAUGAUCCACUUACCUAUCUCCAUUCAGGGUUUCCCACUGGUUUUAAAAGAAGGUGUAUGCGUACCAAGUAAAUGUGGAGAAAGUGACAUUCUAAUUUUGACCAAUGCUUUGUUGUCCACAAUACCGGCCGGUGACUCGCCUAUCUAUGCAUACCAAACCACCUGCAGUCUUUUGGAAACUACAUACGACACCAAUGCGAUCGUUGGGAUGAGUAUAUGUGGUUUCUUCGUGGCCAUGAUGAUAGUAUCAACAGCAUUUGACUUACUGCGUGGAUACUUCACCAGAAAUAAGGCAGCUGCUGAAACAAAGGAACAAAAACCAAAGACAAUUCAUGACGUGCAAGCCCCCAUACCUGAAGCGAAAGAGGACGAUAAGCAGGGCGAAUUCCCCUCUAUUAUCUAUAAGAUUAAUUCGGAGGAGUACAAGGCUUCAUCAGCAGCAGAAGAGGGCGUUCCCAAGAUCUAUCCCACUGCUCCUAUCGAAGAAACUGAAGUCCCGCCGAAACAAACACAAGUACAUAGCGAUGGUAUUCUUGUCAAGCUUUUACUGUCAUUCUCCGUAUGGACCAACGGAAAAAAGCUUCUAAAUGCAGAACAGGGUGGGGCACUUGGAGCUGUGAAUGGUAUCCGGUUCCUGAGCAUGUCGUGGGUAAUACUUGGACACACAUAUUCCUUCUCCAUCACUUUUAUUCAGAAUCCGUUGACGUUCUAUAGUGGUAUGUUGUCUCGCUGGAGUUUUAUGGUUAUCAUGAAUGGACUGAUGUCGGUAGACACCUUUUUUACUAUGAGCGGGCUACUCGUGACGUAUGUGGUUCUGAAGGAAAUGAAGAAAGAAAAAGGACGAAUCAACUGGUUUAUGUUCUACUUCCAUCGAUUUUGGAGGCUCACUCCACCUUAUAUGUUAAUAUUGAUGAUCAGUGCAACUCUGUUCCGUUUCCUUGGUGAUGGUCCCGAAUGGCCAAGUAAUGGACUUGAAGGCGAAAAUUGCGCAGAAUCAUGGUGGACAAAUCUUUUGUAUGUGAAUAAUUUCUUCAAGUUGGACAAGCCGUGCUUCGGGGUGUCGUGGUAUUUAGCCAAUGAUAUGCAGUUUUACAUUCUCAGCCCGCUACUGCUAGUGCCUCUGUACUUCUUCCGGAAGAUAGGAGUUUUGGUGUGUGCUGUGUUCCUCCUCGGUGUGACUGUCACCACUGCCGUUAUCACCGCCGUGAACAACAUUCCUAUUACUGUCGCUGAUGCAGAGAGCUAUGAAGAUUUUAUGAAUCUGUAUUACGUUAAGCCGUACUGUCGCAUGGGGCCUUACAUCGUCGGUAUGAUCACUGGAUAUUUUCUCUACGAAAAAGGAUUGAAAGUUAAAAUCAACAAGUACGUCAACCUCUUCAUUUGGAUAGUAGCUACAGUUGUCGCUUGUUUGGUUGUGUACGGUAUUUAUGAUGCUAUAAAUGGAAAACCUAUUGAUGUUGGAGUUGCUGCCCUUUACAAUUCAACGUCAAGGACCUUGUGGGGUGCAUGCGUUAGCUGGGUGAUAUUUGCAUGUGCUACUGGAAAUGGAGGUUUCGUGAAUACAAUUUUGUCAUGGAAGCCAUUUAUUCCAUUAGGAAGGUUGACAUAUUGUGCUUAUCUCUGUCACAUGAUCAUCAUGUACAUGAAUCUGUUCUCCGCAAGACAACAUUUUUAUGCGACCGAUAAAAAUUUCAUUUAUCUAUUCCUUGGAUAUAUGGUGAUGACCUUUAUGGUUGCGUUUGUCCUCUCCCUGGCAUUUGAAGCGCCAAUGAUGGCAUUGGAAAAGGCCAUAUUCCGACGAGGUGAUGGGAAAAGGAAUGUCAAAUCAAGAAAGUGA
Messenger RNA from Ylistrum balloti, 2652 nucleotides. Its product is annotated as O-acyltransferase like protein-like. Bases 1 to 2652 code for a protein of 883 amino acids. Gene Ontology annotation, molecular function: acyltransferase activity, transferring groups other than amino-acyl groups. NCBI's taxonomy places the organism in Eukaryota, Metazoa, Mollusca, Bivalvia, Pectinida, Pectinidae. The transcript has 16 exons. The record is from RefSeq and is a predicted model, not a curated record.